This is a messenger RNA of Mauremys mutica (yellowpond turtle), 330 nucleotides long. Its product is annotated as syntaxin-binding protein 2-like. Gene Ontology annotation, cellular component: secretory granule; plasma membrane. The record is from RefSeq and is a predicted model, not a curated record. NCBI's taxonomy places the organism in Eukaryota, Metazoa, Chordata, Testudines, Geoemydidae. Bases 1 to 330 code for a protein of 109 amino acids. Gene Ontology annotation, biological process: neurotransmitter secretion; vesicle-mediated transport; intracellular protein transport. Gene Ontology annotation, molecular function: syntaxin-3 binding. The transcript is spliced from 5 exons.
AUGUUCCCUCCCUGCUCCUUGUGGAAGAUAUUGGACAAGUGCCGGGAGCCAAUCCCCAGCCUGGAGGCCAUCUACCUGCUCAGCCCUGUGGAGAAGUCAGUGCAGGCUCUGAUCAGUGACUUUCAGGGCACCCCCACCUUCAACUACAAGGCGGCUCACGUCUUCUUCAUCAGCCCCUGUCCUGAGCCUCUGGUCAAGGAGCUGAGGGAGUCACGGGUCACCAAGGCCAUCAAAACCCUCAAGGACAUCAACGUGGCCUUCCUGCCCUACGAGAGCCAGAUGUCUGGGGGAGGAGGGCCCUGCCUCCCCGGCUUUACCAGCUCUUACUGA